Messenger RNA from Eruca vesicaria subsp. sativa (arugula), 555 nucleotides. The record is from the annotation of a GenBank genome assembly. NCBI's taxonomy places the organism in Eukaryota, Viridiplantae, Streptophyta, Magnoliopsida, Brassicales, Brassicaceae.
AUGGUGAUGGUGUCUAAUUCUAGUCAUCACAACAAGGAAAUAAAUGUCCGAAGGAGAAUCUCUAAAAUAUAUAAUAAAAGGGAAGAGAAUUUUCUGUCACUUAAGGAGUACAAUGACUACUUGGAAGAAGUGGAAUGCAUGAUAUUCGAUUUGGUAGAUGGAAUCAAUGUUGAGGCUAUUGAAGAGAAGAUAAAAAGAUACUCUCUAGAGAAUGCUGAACAAAUCAUGGUUAAUAGAGCCCGCAAGGCUGAAGAUUUAACUGCAGCCUUAGCAGCUUGCAAGGCCCAACCUCCACAAACUGAUGCUGAUACGUCUUCAAACCAUGGUACUACUACGGCUGCAACUGCAUACAGUCAGGCUCCACGACCAACGGGAAUGGGACCACAACCUGUACCUAUAGGAGGAGGAGGAGCAGUUCAUCAACGUUACUACUCUAUGGAAGACGAAGCAAUGUUGAGGAUCAAAGCUGAGAGAGCUCUAAGGGGUGGAGGAUUUUCUUUACAGAUAAGCAAGAAGAGAGCUUUUGAAGAAGCAUUUUCAUGCAUUUGGGUUUGA